AUGCCCGAAGUCUUCGCCGUCCCUGUCUUCUUCAUCGUCUUCAGAGAGACGCUGGAAACCACCAUUGUCGUCUCGGUCCUGCUAUCCUUUCUCAAGCAGCAGCUGGGGCCCGAUCGAGACAAGAAUGUUUAUAAGAAACUGCGGAACCAGAUCUGGUACGGCACCCUAGUAGGAUUCGUAAUAUGUCUGAUCGUGGGCUGCGGAAUGAUCGGCGCCUUCUAUGGCAUUGGCACCAACACCUGGGGCUCCACCGAGAACCUCUGGGAGGGCGUCUUUGCGCUCGUUGCCUCCAUCAUCAUUGCAGUCAUGGGGGCCGCUCUCCUGCGCGUCUCCAAAAUGCAGGCUAAAUGGAGGGUCAAGCUUGCAAAGGCCCUGGAAGCCAAGGAUAACACACACGGCAGACUCGGCCGUCGCAUCAAGGGCUGGGCCGAGAAGUAUGCCAUGUUCCUCCUCCCCUUCAUCACCAUCCUGCGCGAGGGGAUCGAAGCCAUAGUCUUUAUCGGGGGCGUCAGUCUCGGUGUCCAGGCUAGCUCGAUUCCGUUACCCGCAGUCUGCGGUGUCGCGGCUGGAUGCGCGGUGGGCUUCAUCAUCUACAAGGGCGGCAAUAUGGCCCCCUUGCAGUUCUUCCUCAUUGCCAGCACCUGCUUCCUCUAUCUCGUCGCGGCCGGUCUCUUUUCUCGGAGCAUCUGGUACUUUGAGAACAACGCCUUCAACAGGGCCACCGGGGGCGAUGCCGCCGAGAACGGCUCUGGCCCAGGCUCAUACGACAUCCGGUCCAUCGUCUGGCACGUGAACUGCUGCAAUCCGGUGCUGAACGGCGGCGGCGGCUGGGGCAUCUUCAAUGCCAUCUUGGGCUGGCAAAACAGCGCCACCUACGGCAGCGUCAUCGGAUACAACGUUUUCUGGAUCAUGGUCAUCGCGGGCUUCGUCCUGUUGAGGUUCAAGGAGACCAGAGGGCACUACCCAUUUAUGAAACCCAAGGCUGCGGAUGUCGCAGUCACCGAAGAGAGAUCGAGUGAUGGCGAGUCCAGCGGCUUUGGCCGGGUCGAGGAAAUGGUGGUCAUAGAAGUAGAGCCAAAAGGGGCCGCAAGCCAUGCCUGA
Messenger RNA from Fonsecaea multimorphosa CBS 102226, 1101 nucleotides. RefSeq lists its product as uncharacterized. Gene Ontology annotation, cellular component: high-affinity iron permease complex; plasma membrane. Bases 1 to 1101 code for a protein of 366 amino acids. Gene Ontology annotation, biological process: iron ion transmembrane transport. The transcript has 2 exons. Gene Ontology annotation, molecular function: ferrous iron transmembrane transporter activity. Lineage: Eukaryota; Fungi; Ascomycota; Eurotiomycetes; Chaetothyriales; Herpotrichiellaceae. The record is from RefSeq and is a predicted model, not a curated record.